Plodia interpunctella (Indianmeal moth) is the source of this 4503-nucleotide messenger RNA. It is a transcript of the gene Pgm1, whose product is annotated as Phosphoglucose mutase 1. Gene Ontology annotation, cellular component: cytosol. The transcript is spliced from 10 exons. Gene Ontology annotation, biological process: carbohydrate metabolic process. The record is from RefSeq and is a predicted model, not a curated record. Gene Ontology annotation, molecular function: phosphoglucomutase activity; magnesium ion binding. The coding region runs from base 147 to 1826 and encodes 559 amino acids. NCBI's taxonomy places the organism in Eukaryota, Metazoa, Arthropoda, Insecta, Lepidoptera, Pyralidae.
UGACACUUCAUUGACAGUUCAGAUUUUCGUAACACUUGCGCUGGUGACCUUCCGAACUUCUGUAUCACUAAAAGUAUUAAUUACAACAAUAUAUAUCAUUUUAUAAAGAUAAGAACGGUGCCAAGUCAUCUAUUUGUUCGAAAGACAUGCCUGGAGUAGUUACGGUGCUCACAAAUCCCUACGAGGGCCAAAAGCCGGGGACAAGUGGUCUUCGCAAGAAAGUUAAAGUUUUCCUUCAAGAAAACUACACUGAAAACUUUAUUCAGAGCAUUUUAGACGCAAAUAAGGGUGCUAUUGUUGGUUCUACGCUUGUAGUUGGAGGAGAUGGCCGAUAUUUGCUUAAAGAAGUAGUGGAUAUAAUUAUAAAAAUAUCCGCCGCGAAUGGGGUUGCCAAAUUGUUGGUGGGACAAAAUGGCAUUCUUUCAACACCAGCAGUCUCUUGUCUUAUCAGGAAAUACAAAACUCUUGGUGGCCUAGUUCUCACCGCAUCGCACAACCCGGGCGGAAUCAACAAUGACUUUGGCAUCAAGUUUAACUGCAGCAAUGGUGGCCCAGCCCCUGAUCACACCACCAACGAGAUCUACGAUCUCACCACCAAGAUCAAGCAAUAUAACAUUGUGCCAGACUUAAACUGUCCUAUUGACAAGAUCGGAGUGCAGACUUUUAGAGUGGAGGAUCGUCAAUUCACAGUUGAAAUAGUGGACUCGGUGCAGGACUAUGUUGACUACAUGAAGGAGAUAUUCGACUUCCCCAAGAUCAGGGCUCUCAUUCAGGGCUCCGAGCAGAGGAAACCGUUCAAUGUGCUCAUUGACUCAAUGAACGGAGUAACGGGUCCUUACGUGAAGCGUAUAUUCGUGGAUGAGUUAGGGGCUUCUGAGAAGAACGUGAGAAGGAUAGUGCCCCUGGAUGACUUUGGUGGAGCGCACCCCGAUCCCAACCUGACGUAUGCUGCGGACUUAGUUGCGGCCGUCAAGGACGGAGAUUAUGACUUCGGCGCUGCUUUUGACGGUGAUGGUGACCGCAACAUGAUAUUAGGCCGCGGCGCUUUCUUCGUAACUCCAUCGGAUUCCCUCGCCGUCCUCGCCAACAACCUAGAGCAUAUACCUUACUUCAAGAGGGCUGGAGUACACGGGUUUGCCCGUAGCAUGCCCACCGCUGCGGCCGUCGACAGGGUGGCUGUUAAGAAAGGAAAGGAGAUGUUUGAGGUACCCACUGGUUGGAAAUACUUCGGCAACCUGAUGGACGCCGGUCGGCUGUCCCUGUGCGGCGAAGAGAGUUUCGGCACGGGCUCCGACCACGUGCGGGAGAAGGACGGCGUGUGGGCGGCGCUGGCGUGGCUGGCGCUCGUCGCUGUGCGCGCGCUCUCGCUCGAGGACAUCCUCAAGGCGCACUGGGCUGACUUUGGACGCAAUUACUUCACAAGGUACGACUACGAAGAAUGCGCGAGCGACUCCUGCAACGAGAUGAUGCAGGUCCUGGAGGAGAAGAUCACGGGCGCCGGGUUCGUGGGGUCGUCGCACUCCGCCGGCGGCAAGACAUAUGUGGUCAAGUUGGCCAACAACUUCUCGUACAUGGACCCUAUCGACCAGAGCGUGGCUAUGCGACAGGGCUUACGAAUAAUUUUCGAAGACGGAUCCCGUAUCAUCCUGCGUUUGAGUGGCACUGGUAGCUCUGGAGCUACGGUCAGGUUGUACAUAGACUCUUACGAGGCUACAAACGUACUAGGCGACGCUCAAGUCAUGCUGCGUCCCUUGAUCGACGUUGCGCUGCAAAUAUCCCAACUGCAGAAGUACACGGGCCGUGACGCGCCAACUGUUAUCACAUAAACAGCUGAUUCAGAGGGUCUGCACACUAGCGCCAUUAUCAUUUUUAUCAAUUAAUUUUUAGUCUGGCAACACUAGGUGUUCCAAUCUUGAUCGUUCUAGUUGGUUUAAAAUCCCUUUUGAUUAGGGAUGGGCCGAUGUUCGUUUCACAUUAUGUUAAACCGAACUGCGGUGAAUUGAACAGAACUUCGGUAUUCGGUUAAAGUCACAUUCGGCCAUUCGGCCCAUCUCUAGUUUUAAUCACUUUCUUGACUGUAUAGUUUUCUUUUCUAUAAAACCUUUUUCGUUUUCUAUAAAACAAAGUGUAGUCACAAUUUACAACAUGGAUUUUUGUGGACAGCCUUCACUUUUCGAUAAAUUGUAGCGACGAGCGUAAAUAUGUCCAAUACACAAAUGGGUUUACGCCCAUUUCUGGUCCAAUAGAAACCAAUAAUGGUGGCGCUAGUAUGCGGUUCGGCCCAGUUUUAUGUGCCGGUUCCACACUAUCCUCGAACAAUUCGCCAACUUUGGCGGAUUCCGAAUACAUUGCUGAUGUUUCAUUGCGGUAAAUAAAAGCACUCGUACACAAUACAUGAAGUAUUCGCGUCGGCAUCUGUCCGAGUUCGGCGACAGUGUGGAACCUACAUUAAAUUAUGUAAACGCAAGGCUCGGAUACCUGGUUAAUUUGCGUCUCGUAAGUGCGUCUGGAUAUAUUUAGAAAAGAGCGUUUUCAUGACGAUUCAACUCGGAGAGAAUCCAUUUUUUCGGCUUCUGAUGGAAGAGCGUUUUCAUUUUGUUCAAAUUGUCUUCUGUUUUCUCCGCCAACCGCUCUGAACGACCUUUGACAAAGUAAUAAAAAAGAGAAAAAACAUAGUGUUGUUCUUUUCUUGCACUUGUUUGAUUGAAACCUAGUUAAAACUGGAAGAACUCGCAAAAGAGUUCCAAUCGGAAAGGAAUUUAAAAAUAUAUAUUUUUUUUAAAUUAAUAUUACUUGGUUAACAAGUCAACCAGGUAAAAAUACCGGUUUUAAGCCUUGUGUACAAGACAAUUAAGUACAUUUCACAAUCAAGUUUUAGCAUAAGAUAACAUAAGAUAUAAAUGAACAUUUAGUUUUGAAAUCUUUUUGAAAAUAAUUAAAAGAAAAUCUCAAUUACAUAGAAAUAUAGUAAAGAUGGGGUUUCAGAUAUUUUUUUCGUCACCACAUUGCGCUAGUGCAACGUGAGGUCUAGAUAACUGUUAGUUAGUAUAGUUAUCAUUCUCGACCGCCACAGAGGGAAGAUCUUCCCGCCAAGCUAGGUGUUGCGCCGGGGAACCGCACGGCUCCGACGGUGUCAUGUCGGAGGUUGUAUGUAUGCUUCCAAUCGAAAACGCACUGUCUGCGCGGUCUGGGCUUGUUAGCUGUCCAUAGUGAGUCGACUGUCGUGCCAUCUGUCCGCAGUGUCCUGUAUCACUUGUGUGGCUUGUUAUUCGUUGCGUUUUGGUGCAUGUUGCGUGGUAGAUGUCGCCACAAUAGUAAUAUUAAUUAAAAUUUUGAAUAUGACAAUCGGUUGUGUGGUUGUGUCCACGGAGUUGUGUCAUAUCGUUGACCCUUGUUGUGGAGUGUGAUGGCAUAAUUUAAGUAUUAGCCAUAACAUACAUACCUAUAUAAUUCUGAAAAAAUACUAUUUUUCCGAAGCUGCAAACAAAUCAUGAUUAAUAUCUUCAGAUAUCUAUAACUGCUAAAAACUGUAAUCUACAAUAUCGUAAGUUCAAAUUUGCUACCUCACAAGUAGAAUUUAUGUCUUGAAGUUAUGAAUUAUACACUGAACAAUACAACUGCAGCAUUUCAAUCUGUUUUUUUUGUAGAUUAUAAGGAUUUUGUUAUAAUUAUAUUAUACUAUUGUUACCCAUGGAUUGUUAUAUGUGUACAGAUCGAUUAACCUUUAAAGUUUUAGCCGCGGCAUGAUCCUAAAAUGCCCCUAACACCAAACACGUAUGUUCAUGCUAAUUGCAUAUUAUUAAAGCGGUGAUGGCCCAGCGGUUAAGAAGCCUGCCGGUGAACCGAAAGGCCCCAGGCUCGAUUCCUACUCAUGCCGUAUAAGUUUGUAUACCAAUCUGACUCGUAUACAAGUAGUUGUUUUCAUCCACCGCUUCUAAAGAAAACAUCGGUAGUCGGUAGUUUAGGCGACUUGAAUAAAAUGUUACACCAGCAAUAUACACUCGACACGAAGUAUUGCAUGCAAGUCACGCCUAAAAAAUAUUACAAAGUUUUAAUCGUAUAUACACAAUACAAAACUCCAUCCUAGGGGUAUUUUUUUUAAUUUGUAUACAUAGAUAGACUAAGAAAACUAUAGACAACGAGCUUAGCCAAAUGAGACGGGAACAUUUCCAUACAAAGCGACAGUUUUGGCGUUGUAAAUCCGGGCACACGGUAAGGGACAAAAGAUGUUAGCGCUCUUUCCCGUUUCUUCUUGUGUAGUUCUUAUACGCAUUUCGAAGAAGAUUUCGCGAAACGGAAGAUUUGACGAAGUCUAUUGUUUUCUCUGUCUACGUAUACAUAUAUGCCGCGUAUGGUUAUUAUGAAUAUUAUAUUGUUAAUUACAAUAAAACUACGUUGAAAUUAUUGUCAGAAUUUAUUUUAAAAUAUUGGCCAAAGAUCUUUUUGCAUAACAUGUUUUUAUUACCUAUUUUUAUUUUAGUUUAAUAAACUUAUUACGAAUUA